AUGCCAGGCUCAAUGCACAUGUCCCGUCUCCGUAAUUGGUUCCUCUCAUCGCCGCCAGCCGAAUACCUCAUCACGAGCCUCAAGGAGCUGCUGAUCGGCGCGCUCCAACAAGGCCCUAUCCCGCAACAUGUCGCCUUUGUCAUGGACGGCAACCGCCGGUUCGCUCGGUCUCACGGAAUUGAAACAGUGGAGGGACACAAUCUGGGGUUCGAGGCUUUGGCAAGGAUCCUUGAAGUGUGCUACAAGAGCGGAGUGAAAGUCGUUACGAUAUAUGCCUUCAGUAUCGAGAAUUUUAAGCGUUCCAAGUUCGAGGUGGACGCGCUGAUGGAAAUCGCAAAAGUGAAGCUGUCGCAAAUGGCCCAGCACGGAGACAUCCUGGAUCGAUACGGAGCGAGGGUUGACGUUCUGGGCCGCUUGGAUCUGCUCAAGCCCGACGUCUUGGAGGCCGUGAACAAGGCUGUCGAUAUGACCAGUCGUAACGGUGACCGCGUCCUCAACAUCUGCUUCCCUUACACAUCGCGCGACGAGAUCACCAGCGCUAUCCGCCACACCGUCGACGACUACAGCACGCCCAUCCAACAGGCACCUUCCGCUGCUCAUGCUGCUCGCACUCCAUUUUCAGAAUCUCACAUCACUCAAAACAUCCGCGCCCAGACCAAAUCAUAUGACACGCCCAGUGAUUCCGAAUCCACCUCCAGUUCCUCCGCACAAGAAGACGAACACCCUCGAAAUGGCCGUGGCAUCUACGAAUCCGGCUCAUCCUUUUCGUCCUCCACCACUCUGCAUCUCGGCCCCGAAUCCAAAGGCUCACCACACCGACCCGCCAGCGAAAGCCCCCUCUACAUCUCUCCCGAAACCAUCACCCGCCAAACCCUCAACGAUCACAUGCUUACCAAGGGCACACCACCCCUGGACAUCCUGGUCCGCACGUCGGGCGUGGAGCGCCUGAGCGAUUUUAUGCUCUGGCAAACCCACGAGAACACCGAGAUUGUCUUCUUGGAGGUCAUGUGGCCCGAGUUUGAUCUCUGGCACUUCCUGCCAGUCCUGCUCGGGUGGCAGCGACGGAUCUCCAAGGCUCGGCAGGACCCCGAUGCCGAGGGCGACUUUGCCGGCGAGGAAACGGACAUGCGGCUGCGUCAAGGUGGAAAGGCCAAAGACAUCUAG
Molecule: messenger RNA, 1164 nt
Organism: Penicillium salamii
Lineage: Eukaryota; Fungi; Ascomycota; Eurotiomycetes; Eurotiales; Aspergillaceae
Source: the annotation of a GenBank genome assembly